This is a messenger RNA of Knipowitschia caucasica, 915 nucleotides long. The record is from the annotation of a GenBank genome assembly. NCBI's taxonomy places the organism in Eukaryota, Metazoa, Chordata, Actinopteri, Gobiiformes, Gobiidae.
AUGGAGCUGUCAAACCUGUACGAGGUGGCGCCGCGGCCCCUGAUGAGCAGCCUGACGCACGGGCUUCACCCUCCGCACAGCCACCACACGCAACAGCAGCAGCAGCAGCACCAAAACUCCGAAUUCGGCGGAGACAUUGGCGAUCACGAGACGUCUAUCGAUCUGAGCGCGUACAUAGACCCGUCGGCGUUCAACGACGACUUUUUGGCAGACUUGUUCCACCACAACUCGAGGCAGGACAAGCUGAAAGCGAUGAAUGGGGAGUAUGAGCAGGUCCAGUGUGGUUCAGCUCAGCAGCAGCAGCAGCAACAGCAGCAGCAGCAGCAGAUCUAUAUGUCUGGAUACAUGGACUCCAAGUUAGAGCCGAUCUACGAACCACGAAACAGACCGGUUGCAAUUAAACAAGAGCCGCGGGAUGAGGACGAGCUGAGCCACGCCAUGCAGCCCGCGUACCACCAGCAGUACGCGCAGCAGCAGCCCCAACAGUCGCAGCAAAUGCCUCAUCUCCAGUACCAGAUCGCUCACUGCGCGCAAACCACCAUGCACCUCCAGCCGGGCCACCCCACGCCUCCCCCGACCCCGGUCCCGAGCCCGCUCCACGCUCACCACAUCCACCACCACCAGCAGCACCACCACCACAGCCAGAAGAUGCUGUCCGAGCGCAAGAGCAAGAAGAAUGUGGACAAGAGCAGCCCGGAGUACAGGCUGAGGCGCGAGAGGAACAACGUGGCCGUGCGUAAAAGCAGGGACAAGGCCAAGAUGCGUAAUUUGGAGACGCAGCACAAGGUGGUGGAGCUGUCCACGGACAACGAGCGGCUGCGGAGGAGAGUGGAGCAUCUCACCCGGGAGCUGGACACGCUGAGGGGGAUCUUCAGGCAGCUUCCCGACGGCUCCUACAAACCCAUGGGCAGCUGA